CAGCGGCUGGAAGCGGUCCUGAGCACCACUGUUAUCCGACAUGAGGUUCACGGGGCUCGCUACUCUCGCGUGUUUCUUCAGCUUCGUGUGGCUGUCGGACUGCGCGCCGCCCACCUGCUACUCCAGAGCGCUCGGCCUGAGCAAAGAAGUCAUGAUUCUGCUGGACAAAAUACACACGUACCAUCGCACGAAAACGUGUGCUGAUGUUCUACCCACGAUCUUCCUUGAUGUGCAUAACUCGUGCGUCACAACCAAGCUCCGUGACUUUCUCUACGUGGUGCUGAACCAUCCGGACCAGUACUGCAGAGAGCGUCCCAGAAUGGUACUGCUGAAACGUAAAAUCCAGAACUUGCACACCAUCAUCACCACAGUCUGUUAUCGGGACCUGGUGUUUUUCACAGACGACUGUGAGGCUAUUGACACCGGACACAUUAGGCCUCACUAUGCAGAGGACAGGCUUCAGCUCCUGCAAGAGGAGAGAUGAGCAGCGCACAAAGCAGAGGACGGACCCACAUCGGUCCGUCACAUUCAUACAAACACAUCAGCAAUAUGUAGAAUGGCAACGUCAUGUACACACCACAGCCUGCACUGUAUUAGAUGCAUCACAAACGACACACAGAGCGCCGCUUCAUGUUGUACCUAGCUGGCUCUGUGUUAGCUGCAGACUCAUGUCAGUGGACAUGUGUGGCUACAUUCCAGCAAAGGAGUGCAGAACUUUCCACAGGAAAUUUGCUGAAUGCCAACCAUGCCGAUGAAAACCUUGGAAUAAUAAAGCAAUAAGAGAUGCUUGUGAGCUGGGCUUAACCGCUGCUUACAUACCAGGGCUGAUCAAAGGUGCAUGUGUCAUUAAGAGAAAUAUGUUGCGUUGCCAUAACCCUUGGUCUGACAAAGAGGUCUUAAAGGAGCAUUAUGCAGCAUUUUGAAAACAUCUGAAGAGCUGAACAUGGUGGUGGAAAAUGUUAUGUAAGAAAUAGAUGUCCGAAGCAUUCCUUUCUCACACUCCGUUGUAGAGUGUGCUCCUUCACAAUUGUUUAUUUUUCUUACUUCUAUUUUAGAUCAAAAAAAGUUAGGACCGUGCUGGCGUGUGUGCUGAAGCUGAACAAAAUAAAUAUUUUCUUGGCUCUCAACGAAAAAAUGGUUAUAAAACGGACCAAGCCCUCACUGUUUUAGACAUAUUAGACACAUGCCUGUUUUUAUGUACAUAAAUUGUGUCUCACAGUAUGUAAUAAAACGUCUCUGUAUGUAUCAGCUUUUAAUUUCUUUAUUCUCUAAAGUAGUUUCCUAAAUGUCUGCCAGUUGAUUCUGGGAAACAAACUAGUGAGUCAAAACUGGCCCAUGUCCAGUCUGAAUCAGCAUGAUGUUCUUUUUUAUUUUAACAUGUAGGUUAUUUUCUCUCUGACUGAUGCUCUGGUUUUCACUCAGCAUGUUACAAUUACUGAUGUAUUUCAUUUUUAUUGAGACAAUAUGAAGUUUUCUCACCACUGGACUAAA
Anarrhichthys ocellatus (wolf-eel) is the source of this 1491-nucleotide messenger RNA. RefSeq names its product cytokine like 1 (gene cytl1). The record is from RefSeq and is a predicted model, not a curated record. NCBI's taxonomy places the organism in Eukaryota, Metazoa, Chordata, Actinopteri, Perciformes, Anarhichadidae. Bases 41 to 484 code for a protein of 147 amino acids. The transcript is spliced from 4 exons. Gene Ontology annotation, biological process: positive regulation of transcription by RNA polymerase II.